Closterium sp. NIES-67 is the source of this 3569-nucleotide messenger RNA. NCBI's taxonomy places the organism in Eukaryota, Viridiplantae, Streptophyta, Zygnematophyceae, Desmidiales, Closteriaceae. The record is from the annotation of a GenBank genome assembly.
CGGCGAAUAUGUCGAAGCCCAACAAUGGCUGCGGGCAGCAACGCUCAUGGAUUCCGCCUCCGGCGUCCUCCCCCGUGCGCAGCCCGCACGCGGAGGUAGUUCGGCGGAAGGCCACCUCCUCCGCCGACAUGGAUGCGGAGUGGGACGCCGAUUUUGUGCGCACUGGCGGAUCAUGCGCGGAAGAGGAAGGCACGCGCGUGGAAGGGGAGGUUACGCGCAGAGGAGAGCCAAAUGCGGGGACUCCGCGGGGCAGGGAAACCGCUUCCCUGACGGUAGUGCCGGCGGGCGCCAACGCCGCGUCGAGCGCUGGCGGAAAGUUUCUCCGCUUCCUGCGUCGGGGAGGAACCGGCAGCGCAUGCGAUAAACACGGCAGCUCCGCCACAAGCGCCACCAUUCUGCCAGCACGCGCCCGUGGACCAGGCGGAUCCGCGACGAGCAGCCCGCCUGCGCGCACUUCCGCUGACCUCUUCCGCUUCCGCCGCUCGCGGGUUGAGGGGAUGACGUCCCAGGGGCGCUCCCACGAGGUUGGCGAAAAAAGUGGGGAUGAGUCGAGUAACGUUACCACUGCCAGGUCCCAGCCUCUCAGGUCCGAGCCUGUCAGAUCCGAGCCUGCCAGGUCCGAGUUAAGAGCUGGAUCUACUGCGCCUGGAGAAGCGCGAGGAGGAGAACGGGGAAGGGGAGGAGGAGGUGGUGGAGAGAGAGGGGGGGGUGGAGGAGGAGGAGGCCGAGGAGGCGGAAGAGGAGGAGGAGGAGGAGGAGGAGGAGGAGGAGGAGGAGGAGGAGGAGGAGGAGGAGGAGGAGGAGGAGGAGGAGGAGGAGGAGGAGGAGGAGGAGGAAGAGGAGGAACGAAAGUGGUCGACGCGGUAGACACAAGAUCAAUGGUUACUAUGGACUCCGCACCUACUACAUCUACUGCAACAACUACAAUUACUUCCACUGCCACUGCGGUGACUGCUGCUUUUGAGACAACUCAAAAGCCUACUAGUAGUGCUGCCACAACUAGACCUGCAAAUGCUCCCACUGCCGCCGCACUGGCUGCUGCUAGCAGCAGCAGUCACGUGUCAGAUUCCGGAAUCUUCACAGCAGCUCGAGUGCCCCGUUCUCCAAAAGCACCGCCCCCUAAGAAAGGAUCCCAGUCCUCUUCCGCCCCAUCUCCCCCUGAUUCUUUCCCCACAAAGCCCCCCCUUUCUUCCCCCCCAGCUCUCCCCCCUACUUCCCCCACAAACCCCCCCGCUUCUUCCGCCCCACCCCAUCCGUCCGGCCCUCGGCGCCUGAUCCGUUCCGCCACGGCACCCCCCCUUGAGGUGCAGAGGAAUUCUUUGCGCAGUGGCAGCAGCAGCGGCAGUGGCAGCGGCAGCGGCAGCGGCAGCAGGAGCACAGGUCCCUUCCCCCCUACUGCUGGCACCAGAAACAGCAGCAGCAGUAGCAGCAGCCAGGUUGGUAUGAUGAAAACCCUGCAGCAACCCCGAAACCCUGUGCCAGCGCCACAGCCAGGGGAACGCAGUGGUAGGGUGCCCCUGCCACGCCCUCUGCCCCUGGUACUUCCCCUGGCAACCUCUACUACCCUCCAACCUGAGCCACCCUCAGAGCCUCGAAGUGCCACCCCAUCUCCCCGGAGAGGCAAGCACCUGCACUUAGUGAUGCCGCAGGCUCGCAGCGACCACCCCUCGGUUUGUGGGGCCAGCCUCCUCCGCUCCUCCUCUCUCCCGCACCUCCCCACUCCGCCUCGGUCCCCUGCCUCUCCUUCCGCCUCCACUUCCUCUUUCCCCCUCAACGCCGCUCCUGGUUAUUGCGAUGCCAGCGAUGGUAACAGCAACAGCAAGGGCAACAGCAAGGGCAACAGCAAGGGCAAUGCCGAUCAAAAUGUCAAUGAUCAUGUGAAUUCUGAGUCGAUUCAGGAGUCGCCUUGGAAGGGUGAUGGGGAUGGUAGUAGCGGCGAGGAUGUGGCAGCGGUUUUGGCACGGCCAGCACAGCGAAAAGCUGCAAAUAGGCACGUUCCUGCCCACCAGCUAGUACCAUCUGCGCACCACUCUGCACCGUCGGCGGAAGCUCAGCUUGUGGCGGAAAUUACCCGCAGACUGGACAGCUGGGGGGAGAAAAUCGGGGGGAGCGGUGGGAAGAAGAUGAGAGGGAGCGCAGGGGAGAAAAUUGGAGGGAGCGAGGGGGAGAAGAUUGGGGAAAGGGGGGGGGAGAAGAUCAGGGGAAGGGGGGGGGAGAAGAUUGGGGGAAGCGGGGGGGAGAAGUUUGGGGAACGUGGGGGGGAAAAGAUUGGGGAACGUUGGGGGGAAAAGAUUGGGGAAUGUGGGGUGGAGAAAUUUGGGGGGAGAGGAGGACCAGCAGCUUCCCCAGCUGGUGCUUCUGUUCAUGUCCCCGUCCCCAUAAAGAAGCUCUCGUUACAGGUACAAAAGCGGCUGGCGCACCUGCAGGUGUCUUUCGACGGCUCCUCUUCUGACGCUGACUCUGAUCAAGAGGGUGCUUAUGCUGCAGGGAUUGAUGGCGAAAAUGCGUACAGUGAGCGGGGAGUAGGGCGUGACCGUGCAUGGGAGAUAGACCCACUAGCUGUGGCGGCAGCAUUAAAAGGGAAAUUGAAGACUGUGGCUGACCAAGAUGCUCCAGUGUCCUCAUCACCAAUCUCACCGCCACUCUCCUCCCCUCACUACCCUCACCCCACCGCACCUCACUUGGCCUCUCUUGAACCUACUACCCUCGCCCCGCCAUCCUCCCCCCGUGCCCCAGUCUCUUCCCCUUCUGCCUCUCCUUCCCGCCAGCGCAAGCCCGUGCCCAAGAUAUUCUCCCUUUCCCGCCGCUCUCCCCGCAUUACGGCGGGUUUUGAGUCGUCUCAACUCUUCCCCCUCCCGUCUACUCAUGAGACGAUUUUUGAGGAACCUCAAGAUGAUCCCCCCAGCUCUCCCCACAAAACCAAUCCCCACGAAACCGUUCCCCGUACACAAUCCAAGUCAUUUGCUGCCGUACCCCCAUCCCAUGACACACCAAGCUCCAGUGUCUCCUCCCGUCCGCCUCCCGUUUCUCCUUCCUCCCUCGACCAUUCCCCCACCUUCCCCUGCCCCGUCCUCUCCACCCACUCCCCCUCCGCCCAUUCCCCCGAUCUCCCCCCCUGUUGCCCUCCAAGCCCCCCCGCUCCCCCGCUUGCUCCCCCACGCUUUCCCCUUCCACAUCUUCCAAAUUCUCUCCCCGUGCUUCCCCUGUCUGCCCACCCACCACCAUUCCUACCCACUCUUCCUAUCAGAAACCCCCCCUUUCCCCACACCAUUCCCACAGCCGCUCUGUUUCUCUCGACUUGAGCCAACCCCGAACUACAAGUGUGCCUCGAACCCCAUCCUUGUCCAAAGGGGGAGUCAACUACUAUGCCCGCCCCUCCCCAUUUUCCCGUGACUCUGUCCCCUUCAAUGCAGCGCUUUCUGGGGCGCCUCGAGCGCUUAGAAAGUCUGUCUCAGAAUCCCCUCAUUCCUCGCUUAACGAAUAUGAGGCGCUCAAGAAAUCAGUCUCAACCCCGGCUCUUAACUCACCAAAAAACCCAUCCUUGCCCAAAGGAGUCUCUUACUAUGCAC